Messenger RNA from Trypanosoma theileri, 1086 nucleotides. RefSeq names its product putative protein kinase-like protein. The record is from RefSeq and is a predicted model, not a curated record. Lineage: Eukaryota; Euglenozoa; Kinetoplastea; Trypanosomatida; Trypanosomatidae. Bases 1 to 1086 code for a protein of 361 amino acids. The transcript has a single exon.
AUGGUAUCAGUGGUACUCUCUUCAGAUCUCUUGCCACCGCAUGGUGUGUCUGAUACUCAUAUUUUGAUGGGACAAUACAGUACUUCCAAAGGCGAUGAUGGGAGCAAACAACGUGUUUAUACUGUCUUUGACUCUAUUUCCUGUGUGGACGUUGAUGUGAUUGCUGAACAAGUAGAGUGCCUCGAACAAAUUUUACCUUGCGGCAUUGUAUUUUUAGGAUUAUUGUUAUCUAACAAUGAUGUGAAGAAGCUUGCAAAUAUGCGGAGUUCUCUAAAGGAUCAUUCACGAGGAAGUUCACUAUUUGCUGUGAUAUACAAUGGGGAAACUUCCACACGAUGCGAGUUAUUAAUGAAACCUGGUACGACACUACCACUAACAUCACCAAAGACAAGACCCUUGUUUGUUUCAUUGCCUUGCUACUUGAGGUCACCAUUGAAUAUGUUGCCGCUUAUAGUUAGAUUGAAAAAUAAAGAUGAUACCAACUACGCAGUAAUAGAUUUCAAUAGUUCUAUUAUACUUGGAAAUAAUGACCUCUGGAAUUUCACUAAUGAUAUUUUUGCGAUACAAUUAGGUGGAUCAAUAGAAAGCAAUGAGGAUAUGGUGUGUGUAUACAUCACUUUUGCUCCUUUUAGUUCAUCUGGUUCAGAUGUCUAUCAUGCGAUUUGUUCUUUUCUACCAAGACUGAAACAAAAACCACAUGGUGUGUUGGUGCGUGUACAGUCUGAAAGGAAUUAUGCGAUGAAUUACCAAUGGGUGUUUACACCCACUCAAAAAGGUUCAUCUAUUCUUUCCAAACCUCAAUGGAUUGAACUGAAGGAAUUAAUUGAGGAUGGAGCUGGAGAGACGGUAAGACCAUUUCAAGUGCUCUCAGACGAUUCUAAUGAGCUCUCACCUAUUCCACUAGAAAACACGGGUGAAAAGGAUGAAAAAACCUUUAAGGGGGAGAAACAGCAGUCGGUAGUUCGACCAGUUGCAUUUAAGCCUGAGAAAAAUGAAAAUUCUUUAUUCAAGUGGAUAUCCAUUGUCGUCGUUGUUUGUCUCGCGGGAGCUAUGGCGUUUAUUUGGUCUGGGCAGUUCACAUCGUAA